Messenger RNA from Dibothriocephalus latus, 333 nucleotides. The record is from the annotation of a GenBank genome assembly. NCBI's taxonomy places the organism in Eukaryota, Metazoa, Platyhelminthes, Cestoda, Diphyllobothriidea, Diphyllobothriidae.
GCCGUGUGGUCUUUCGCGACGCCAGCGGAGGAGGAGGAGGAGGAGGAGGGAGAGCAAGAGGAGGACGACGACGAUCUCCUGAAACGCAAGGCCUUCUCUGCGCUGGAUGCCAAUCCUGAGCUGAGAGCGAAGCUGGAGUCGAAGGGUGGGAAACUGCUAGAGCAACCCCUGACUCGUGUCCAGUUAGCUAAACGCGAGCUCAAGAAGAACAUCCGAUCGCAUUCGAAAAUCCAGUUCGACGAAAGUGGUAAUGUAAGUCCUCGAGGCUUAACCCUUCUUCCACGCCAGUUUUUUUUGGCUCUUGUUUUUGUCCUACUGCUACGCAGUGUGUAA